AUGCCAUAUUAUCGUCAACAGGGACAACUUUUUCAUUCACAUACUCGUAGUCGUCCAACAUCAUCAACAAAUGGACAACAUCAUACAACAACACAUACUGCUAUUCAUAUGAGUGCUUGCAAAUUUGUAUCAAGCAUAUUAUGUCGUUUUACAUUUUCUUUAUUUUUAUUUGCUAUUGCACUUUUUCUAUUUCAAUUAUCGAUAAAUAAUGUAUCAAACAAAAAAAAAGGCUCAAAUAUUAUUGCUGCUAUUUUAUUAACUAUUGCUGUUGUUUCAUUUUUACGUACAUGUCAAACAUUACGACGUUAUUUAACAAUCAUGCAAACUAGGCGUCGACUUAUUCAAAGAUUACGUGAACGACAAGAAGCGUAUGAUUUGGCGUUAGCAUCAAAUACUGAUGUUAAUUCUGAUCUUAUCAUGGGUGAUAACACUGAUUUACCAUCAUAUAAAGAACUUUUUCCCUCUCAUCCAGAUAUCAGUAUCAUUGACAAUGAUCCAUCAUCAUCAUUACCGCCUCCAUCUUAUGAUGAUUUUGUUAAAACACUUGGUGUUCGUCAAUCAACUACAUCUCUUCCAAUAUCAUCUUUACAAUCUCAUACAUUAUCAUUGCCGACAACAAAUUUAUCAAUGUCAUCAACUCAAUCCCAAACAAGUCCAACACGAUGUAUUUGGAUAACUCAUCGAACACAACGACCUGCUUUUAUUCGUGGUACUGUGACAUAUGUUUAA
Molecule: messenger RNA, 729 nt
Organism: Rotaria sordida
Lineage: Eukaryota; Metazoa; Rotifera; Eurotatoria; Philodinida; Philodinidae
Source: the annotation of a GenBank genome assembly